Messenger RNA from Drosophila montana, 1592 nucleotides. Its product is annotated as fatty acid hydroxylase domain-containing protein 2. Gene Ontology annotation, cellular component: endoplasmic reticulum membrane. The coding region runs from base 283 to 1443 and encodes 386 amino acids. The record is from RefSeq and is a predicted model, not a curated record. Gene Ontology annotation, molecular function: iron ion binding; C-4 methylsterol oxidase activity. Gene Ontology annotation, biological process: sterol biosynthetic process. The transcript is spliced from 5 exons. Lineage: Eukaryota; Metazoa; Arthropoda; Insecta; Diptera; Drosophilidae.
UUGUUGCAUCGCCUUUCAAAUAGUUAACAACAUAUGCUGGCCAUUUGCUUUUGUAAAAUGAUUGCAGAGCCCAGCAUUUAUGUAAAUGCAUAACUCUACUUAUCACAACGGAAAAAUCGAAGUGCUUUAAAUGUCAAGGACAACAAAAAGCAUAACAAAACAAACAACAAACACAACAACAACAAUAGCACAGAGGAGCUGCUGUAUUUAAGGCGGAAAAGCCAAACCAAACCAAUUGCAAAAGUCGAAUGUAAAACCAAAUCCGGAACAGCAACAACAGCCAUGUCCAAUAAUCCUGCAUAUGCAACGCCCGCCCAAAAGCCGCCAAGUGCCAGCAGCAACAGCGGUAACAAUGCAAGCGGCGAAUCAAAGGUGGCGUCAAACACAUCCGUCGCCCACACGUCGCUGGAUGUUAGUGGGACGACGACACCACCAAAGGCAAUGUCCGCCGUGCAAGCGCAGGCGGCAGGACAUAACUGGACGGACGAGGUGGACAGUCCGUUGUGGCUGUCCUCAUUGCAUAGCGUUAUAUUUAUCAUCACGUGCGCUUUGGCCGUUUUUAUAUUGUUUCGCAAUGUCCUGACAUGGCAUUUGCAGAGCUUCUGGGGCGCCUCCGGUGACUUUUGGCAAUCGCAAUGGGACAAGUUCAUUGACAAGUUUGGCGAUGAUCCGAUGAUGCUUUGGGUCUUUGGCACCACCAUGUUCACAAUGAUUGUGUACUGGAGUGUGGGAGGCAUUUACACAUUCAUGGAUCUGACCAAUCGACCGGCCUGUCUCCGCAAAUACAAAAUCCAGCCGGGCACCAAUGAGCCCGUCGAGGCCGGACGUCUGCUGAAGGUCAUUUGGCGUGUGAUCUGCAAUCAAAUAUUUGUGGGCAUCCCGCUGGCGUAUCUCAGCUACAAAUUGAUGACGGUGCGGGGCCUGAGCGAUAUACGAGAGCUGCCCACAUUUCACUGGGUCUGCUUCGAGCUAACCGUGUGCAUAUUGAUGGAGGAGCUGGGCUUCUACUAUUCGCACCGUUUGCUCCACCACAAGCACAUCUAUAAGUUCAUACAUAAGCAGCAUCAUGAGUGGACCGCACCUAUAUCGGUCACGGCCAUCUAUUGCCAUCCCAUUGAGCAUAUAUUCAGUAACCUGUUGCCACCGUUUCUGGGCGUAUUCCUGAUGGGCAGCCAUGUGGCCACCGCCUGGCUAUGGUUUGCACUUGCCAUACUCUCGACGCUGAAUGCACACUCCGGCUAUCAUUUGCCCUUCUUUCCCAGCCCCGAGGCGCACGACUUUCAUCAUUUGAAAUUUAACAACUGCUUCGGAGUCCUGGGCGUCCUGGAUCGCUUGCAUGGCACCGACUCGCUAUUUCGUGCCACCAAAUCCUAUGCGCGGCACAUUAUGAUGCUGAGUUUUGUGCCGCCACGCGAUGCCUUUCCCGACUCCACCAUGAAGUGACUGGUUCCUGGUGCAACAACCCUUCUUCAAGCUGUUGGCCGUCAGGUUUUAUUGUGUAAUCCUCUCCUCUAUACUCUUUCUGCUCAUAUAUAUACUUAUGUGUAUGUAUGUACAUAUAUGUACCUUAUAUAAAAUAAUGUAUUCUUUUA